AAAAAAGAGGAAAACAAAAUUAAAAAAAAAGAGGGAAUUUGUUUUUACACGAAAUUACAAACACUCAUUUCUCAAUCUCAAAUUUCGAAAAGAAACCACCGCUAUUGCAUAUAUCAAACCCAUCAAAGAAAAAUAUCAGACUAUUUGGUGUUUGUUGUAUAUCAAUUUCUAAAGAAACCCAUAACCCAAAAAGUUUUAAUCACUUUGAAUCAAGAAAAAAUUUCUUAUCUUUGUUGAAUUUCUUUCGUGAAUUUUAUUUCUUACACAAUGUCAGGUUCCGGUGGAGUUUCGAUCGUUCGUAGCCGCGGUGAGAAUCGGUUUUAUGUGUCGCCGGGUAUGAGGCAAAAGCAGCAGCAGCAGAGGCUACUGAUUUCGAAGAAUUAUACGCCGGAGAUGGAUAAAAGAGGAGACUCCGAUCAAUGCGGGUCUUCGUUAUCAUCUUCUUCUUUAGUGGUUUCAAAUUGUUCUGUUUCUGGUUGGGUAGGGAUUGAGAGUAAUUAUUCUUCAACUAAUUUAGAUCGGUUCUUAGAGUUUGCUACUCUUGUUGUCCCUGCUCAACAUUUCCCUAAAGGUUACCAUCCCCGCUGCUCCUCUGAUGCUGCUGCCGCUACAUUCUUCCGCCGCCUCUAAUAGCUAUUGUCAUCGCUUGUUGUCUUUCAUUCAAGGUGACUGGAGUCGGAUCAGACAGACCAUUCUCUUUGUGCCAGAAGUCGAUUGGCUUGCACAAUGUAGAAAUUCAUUAGAGCUGCAGUAAUCCGUAGGUGUCAGUAUAUGAUUUGUGAGUUGAUUUCAAAUAGUCUUUUUUAAAUGUAAACUCGGAUAUAAUAUUUUAAUAUUUAAAAUUGUACUAUCUAAAAGAGUUUUUUGAAAAUAUUUUA
Mercurialis annua (annual mercury) is the source of this 878-nucleotide messenger RNA. RefSeq lists its product as uncharacterized. NCBI's taxonomy places the organism in Eukaryota, Viridiplantae, Streptophyta, Magnoliopsida, Malpighiales, Euphorbiaceae. The coding region runs from base 268 to 630 and encodes 120 amino acids. The transcript has 3 exons. The record is from RefSeq and is a predicted model, not a curated record.